This is a messenger RNA of Aspergillus nidulans FGSC A4, 1311 nucleotides long. RefSeq lists its product as uncharacterized. The transcript is spliced from 2 exons. The coding region runs from base 1 to 1311 and encodes 436 amino acids. Gene Ontology annotation, biological process: lipid metabolic process. The record is from RefSeq and is a predicted model, not a curated record. Lineage: Eukaryota; Fungi; Ascomycota; Eurotiomycetes; Eurotiales; Aspergillaceae.
AUGAUGCCGAGAUCCACGGCAGCAGUGGCAGUCUUCAGCCCGAAGAAAAAGGAAACGAUCCCGCGGGAGCACGGAACAGAGGGAAAUGUAUGUCCACGCUCUACUCAGGGCCCGAGUAAGCUCAUACUGACAAGGUGGAUAGCGACCCAAAAUGCGUCAAAUCAGACACAUUCCGAUAAAGACACAAUACUGAGACUCCAAGCUCUGAACAACACUCAAGCGGCCGAGUUCGAGCCCACCGUCUUCGUGACCUGGGACAUGAAAGAUCUCGCAAAAUUGCCUAGCAUACUAAAAAGGCUAAUACAAGCCUACAUUGCGACUGCGCGACAGAUAGUUCGUGUCGAGACAGACGUUGUCAUGCUCACACAUCUUAUCCUCUACUUCACUACGUCAGUCCCGAGCGCCCUCUACCUUUUCGGGCCUGGAAACUUCACCUGGGUCCACGGCAUCCUGCACUGGAUUAUGCAAUCCUACUAUGUAGGCACGUAUACGCUCAUGAUGCACCAGCACAUCCAUAUGGGCGGGAUCCUAAAAAAGAGUUUCUGGUGGUUUGACGGGUUGUUUCCGUACAUCACGAACCCGCUGAUGGGCCAUACCUGGAACUCAUAUUACUACCAUCAUGUCAAGCACCACCAUGUUGAAGGAAAUGGGCCAGGUGACCUGUCUUCGACGAUCCGGUACCAGCGCGAUGAACUGAUCGACUUUCUGUGCUAUGUCGGCCGCUUUUUCUUCUUCAUCUGGGCCGAGCUGCCGCUUUACUUCUGGCGCAAGGGAAAGUUCGGUAUGGCGGCCAAAGCUGCGUUCUGGGAACUAGGAAACUACCUCGUUGUGGCGCUGCUCUGGCAUUAUGUCAAUUGGAGAGCGACGUUAUGUGUCUUCGUCUUGCCGCUUCUGCAGCUGCGUGUGGGAUUGAUGGUGGGUAAUUGGGGACAACACGCCUUUGUCGACGAGGUCGAUCCGAAUUCGGACUUUCGGUCGAGUAUUACUCUUAUUGAUGUUCCUAGCAACCGCUUCUGUUACAAUGAUGGUUAUCACACGUCUCACCACCUUAACCCCCGCCGACACUGGCGCGAGCACCCGGUUUCCCUCCUGCAGCAGAAAGACCGCUAUGCGGCAGAACACGCGCUCGUAUUCCGCAACAUCGACUACAUCAUGAUCACGAUACGGUUGUUGCGCAAGGACUACGCGUAUCUUGCGAAAUGCCUAGUACCAAUCGGCGAGCAGGUGGGCAUGAGUAUGGACGAGAGGGCGGAGAUGCUCAGAAGGAAGACGAGGAGGUUUAGCGAGAAAGAUGUUAGAGCAAAGUUCUGA